AAUAGUAAAGGGUAAGAGAUAUUAGAAAGAGAGCAAUUGCCAUAAACACCAAACCAAAUACCUAAAUUACAAAGAUGGUUUGCCUAAAAGACCCUCUUGUUCUCAAAGUCCAGCAGCUCUAUGAGAGCAUCUCGAAGCUCGAGGAUCUGAGCCCUUCGAAAGAGGUGGACGCGCUCUUCACAGAGCUCGUCCACGUCUGCAUUCCCCCGCAUCCAAUCGACCCCACGAAGCUCUGUCCUGAGAUCCAAGAGAUGCGGGGGAAGCUCAUCUCCCUCUGCGGCCACGCAGAGGGCCUCAUGGAGAAGCACUUUUGCGCCCUCCUCACCUCCUUCGACCGCCCCCUCGACCACCUCUCCCUCUUCCCCUACCACUCCAACUACCUCAAGCUCAGCCGCCUCGAAUUCGACCUCCUCUCCCACCACUCCCCUGCCCCGGCCCGCGUCGCCUUUGUGGGCUCCGGCCCCCUCCCCCUCACCACCAUCGUCCUCGCGGCCAACCACCUCACAUCCACUAUAUUCGACAACUUCGACAUUGACCCCUCUGCCAACGCGAUGGCGGCCAAGCUGGUGGCCCCGCACCCAGAGCUGGCCGGGCGGAUGGCGUUCCACACGGCCGACAUCAUGGACGUGCCCGGGGCCGCCCUCAAGGAGUACGACGUGGUGUUCCUGGCGGCCCUGGUGGGGAUGGACAUCGAGGAGAAGAUGCAUGUUGUUCAACAUUUGGCAAAGAGUAUGGCCCCUGGGGCCAUACUCAUGCUCAGGAGUGCCCACGGGGCGAGGGCUUUCCUCUACCCUGUGGUCGACCCUCGCCAACUCAGGGGGUUUGAGAUUCUCUCUGUCUACCACCCCACUGAUGAUGUCAUCAAUUCAGUUGUGGUGGCUAGGAGAUGCCCAAGCCCCCUCCCCACCCCCACCGGGCCCCACGUGCUCUGCAGCAAGUGCUCUGAGGUGCAGCCUUUCAACCCUCUCUGCCAGAUGAAUGAGUUGGCCGUUGAAGAGCAUCAUUGCUAAGCGAAUCGAAUCGUUUCUGAAUCUAUCUAUCUGUCUAUCUAUCUAGCAAAUCGAAUGUGUGCGUCGAUCUUGUGUUGUUUUGGGAUGAAAUAACAUUGAACAACUUCAAAUUCAAUCUUAAUUUUGAUGAUGUAAUAACAUCUUUUAAUUAAUAAUGAAUUCCUAUAUUUUCUAGA
Salvia hispanica is the source of this 1186-nucleotide messenger RNA. RefSeq names its product nicotianamine synthase-like. The record is from RefSeq and is a predicted model, not a curated record. Lineage: Eukaryota; Viridiplantae; Streptophyta; Magnoliopsida; Lamiales; Lamiaceae. Gene Ontology annotation, molecular function: nicotianamine synthase activity. Gene Ontology annotation, biological process: nicotianamine biosynthetic process.